Molecule: messenger RNA, 2073 nt
Organism: Candida dubliniensis CD36
Lineage: Eukaryota; Fungi; Ascomycota; Pichiomycetes; Serinales; Debaryomycetaceae
Product: serine/threonine protein kinase
Exons: 1
Coding region: 1-2073 (690 amino acids)
Biological process (GO): regulation of mRNA processing; spliceosomal complex assembly; protein phosphorylation
Molecular function (GO): ATP binding; protein kinase activity
Source: RefSeq, a predicted model, not a curated record
AUGAAUCCCCACAAUAAUAGUGAUGAAGAGGAUAAUGCUGAAUAUGAUGAUGAUGAUGAUGAUGAUGAGGAUGAGGAUGAUGAUAUAUCUGAUGAAGAACCAGUUAACCCUGCUGAUGAAGAAGAUUUAAAAGAUUAUGUACCCGGUGGUUAUCAUCCAUGUUUUAUUGGUGAAGAAUAUAAAAAUGGGAAAUAUACUUUAGUAAGAAAACUUGGUUGGGGUCAUUUUUCUACUGUAUGGUUAGCUCGUGAUAAUGAUAAACAUUGUCAUGUAGCAAUGAAAGUAGUACGAUCAGCAAAACAUUAUACUGAAACUGCCAUUGAUGAAAUAAAAUUAUUGGAUAAAGUUACUACAUGUGAUAUUCAUCAUCCUGGUCAUCAACAUGUCAUACAAUUAUUAGAUACUUUUACUCAUAAAGGACCUAAUGGAAUUCAUGUAGUUAUGGUUUUUGAAGUUUUAGGAGAGAAUUUAUUAGGAUUGAUUAGACGUUAUAAACAUCGUGGUAUCCCCGUAGUAUUUGUUAAACAAAUUGCUAAACAAUUAUUAUCAGCAUUAGAUUUUUUACAUCGAAAAUGUGGAGUUAUUCAUACUGAUUUAAAACCAGAAAAUAUUUUAAUUGAAAUUGGUGAUGUUGAACAAAUUGUUAAAUUAGUAGAAGAAGAAAAUUUACAACGGAAAUUACAAAGAAAAUUAUCAAGAACAGUUUCUAAAACUUCAACACCAAUUAAUGCUACACCUAAUAGUUCAUUUUCUAAUUAUACCAACAUAGCUACUACCAAGAAAAUCUCCAUUAAUGAUUCUAUUAUUUCACCAAAUACUUCUAGUACAGCAUUAACAAGUAGUAAUUCAUUUCUUAAUCAUUCACCUUCAUUAGGUAGAAGUGGAAGAAGAACUAGACGAACAACAUUAAUUACUGGAUCUCAACCAUUACCAUCUCCAUUAAGAAGUUUUAAUAAAUCAUUUACAAAUGUUUAUGGAUUAUCAUCUUCAAUAACUAAUACUCCAGUUCGUAAUAUUUCCAUUAAUAAUAAUAACAGCAGCAACUACAACAACAACAACAACAAUAAUUUUAGUUUUAUUAAUAAUAGCAAUAGUAAUAGUACCACCAAUAAUGGGUUGGCUACUACUACUGAAACCCAUGAAGAAGAUGGUGGUGAUGAUGGUGGUGGUGAAAACCAAACUUUGAAUAAUUCUUUAUCAUCAAUGUCAAUUACCAAUUCUCAUUCCAAUUCCAAUAGCUAUCAACCAACCGGUUCAACCAAUGUUGAUCCAGUACAAAUACCUCAAGAUUCCAAUUAUUCAUUAGAUGAUUCUUCAACUAAUGUUGUUGAAGAUAUAAUCAAUGAUAAUGAAUUAAUUUCUGUUAAAAUUGCUGAUUUAGGUAAUGCAUGUUGGACAAAUCAUCAUUUUACUGAUGAAAUUCAAACAAGACAAUAUCGAUCACCAGAAAUUUUAAUUGGUUAUUAUUGGGGAGCUCUGAGUGAUUUAUGGUCAUUUGCUUGUUUAAUAUUUGAAUUAUUAACUGGUGAUUAUUUAUUUGAUCCAAGAGAUGGUAAAUCAUAUAAAAAAGAUGAUGAUCAUAUAGCACAAAUUAUUGAAUUAAUUGGACCAUUUCCAAAUCAAAUGUUAAAAGAAAGUUAUUAUGCUCGAGAAUUUUUUAAUUCAAAAUAUGAAUUAAGAAGAAUUAUGAAAUUAAAACCUUGGGGGUUACAAGAUGUAUUAAUUGAAAAAUAUAAAUUUCCUUUAAAUGAUGCCAUUGAAAUUAGUGAAUUUUUAUUACCAAUGUUAAAAUUAAAACCUGAAGAAAGAGCAGAUGCUGGUGGAAUGUUAAAUCAUCCUUGGUUAAGAGAUGCUUUAGGUUUAGAAAAUGUGGUUUUGGAAAGACCUGUUGGUGGUUCAGGUGAAGAUAUUCCUGGUUGGUCAAGAGAAAUUUCUUCUUCUUCUACUACACAACAACAACAACAACAACCACAUCAAUCAAUAUCUUUAGGUCAACAACAACUGCAACAACAAUCACGCAAAUAUUCAAAUUCAAGUAGUUUUGGUCAUAAAAGUCAACCAUUUUAUCAUUAG